Molecule: messenger RNA, 2211 nt
Organism: Coffea arabica (coffee)
Lineage: Eukaryota; Viridiplantae; Streptophyta; Magnoliopsida; Gentianales; Rubiaceae
Source: RefSeq, a predicted model, not a curated record
AUCAUUGUAGGAGAUAUCUAGAAGUCCCAGAAACAGACAAGAAUUUUCCUAACUGUAAAAUUUUCAGUCGAUAAUCUUUAGUCAAAAACAAAAUAGUAGAAGCUCGGCACAUGACCUGUCUGAAUUGGCUGCAAUUUUUCUGGUCUUCUUUUUGUCUUCAUUAUGAUUUGCUUAUUCUGGUUGCUCACUUCGGUAUGGUUCAGUUGGCUGUAGCCACAAUUUGCCCAUGCUUUUUCUCAGGCCUAGGUUAGCAAAUCCAUUACCUUGUUCUGCCAGAAUUGGGGUCAUUCUUCACUGGUAUUAGAGAAGUGAUGGGUGAGUCAGUUAUUGAAAGACCAACUUUUGAGAAAAAGAUGGGUGAAUCUGUGUCCUCUUCUGCGUCUCUUCAAGUAUCAGUAUCCUUUGGUAGGUUCGAGAGUGAUUCACUUUCUUGGGAAAAGUGGUCUUCUUUUUCACCAAAUAAGUAUUUGGAAGAAGUUGAGAAGUGUUCUACUCCUGGAUCAGUUGCUCAAAAGAAGGCAUAUUUUGAAGCUCAUUACAAGAAAAUUGCUGCUCGAAAGACUGAGCAAUUAGAGCUGGAAAAGUUAAUGGAAUCCGUCCCUCCAAGUCCACGUGAACCAAGCAGCAAGGAUCCUGUCAAACACACAGCUGUAGCUAAUGGUGAAUCUGGUUUAUCUGGUGGCGGGACCUCAGCUGCAGAUGUUGAGCCAGAUGUUGCUGGGACGGAUAGAUCAAAUAGCACAACUGUUGAGGUGGAAAAGGAGCAUGUUUCUGUAGGUGUAGAUUGUCAAGGCUUAGUAGUUGAGGAAGCUAUGGAAGAGUUGAAUGGAACUACUGAGAACCCUGAAACAAUUGAUGUAGAAACAGGCAAUGAAGAACUGAUAGGUAAUGAAGCUAAACCUGAAGUCACUGGAGGAGAAGCAGUAUUGGCUGAAGCAGAUAUUUCUCAGAACGGCUCACUGGAAGUCGUGGAAGAACCUUUUUCGAAGGUGGAUCAUAAGGUCAAGAAAGCCCCACUAAACAAAAGCAAGGGCCCAAGGUUAUAUUCAGGAAAUGUCUCUCAGAAGAUGACUUCAAGUCGAAAGGAGCAGACCUCGGCUGGGUCAAAAAAGAAAGUAGUGUCACCUGCAACCAGAACUUCACCAGUUACCAAGUUGCCACAACUCUCUACUCCGAAAUUGUCAAAAUCGACAAUGAUACCUGCGUCUAUAUCCACAACAAAGAAAGUCAGUGGGUCAUCAUUGCCAAGGGCCAAGAAUACUCCUGGAGAAAAAAGGGGAACAAUGCCGGCAUCUCUUCAUAUGUCUCUCAGUUUGGAUCCAAGAAGUUCUGGGCCUUCUCUUACUACAACCAGAAAAUCCUUGAUUAUGGAGAGCAUGGGGGAUAAGGACAUUGUUCGGCGGGCAUUUAAGACAUUUCAAAAUAGUUACAAUGAAUUAAAAUCUCCAAAUGAUGGGUUAUCCAGUUGGUCCAAGCAGGUGUCAUAUAAGGGUCCUGUGAAGGAAAUUUCUACUAUGACUCCUCAAAAGGAGAAUGAAGGACUGAGGAAGUCUGCAGAGAAGACUAUUCAAAGAGGUCGGCCAGGGAUCACCUCAAAUCUUGUGUCAUCCUGGUCUACUAGAGAUUCAGGAGUAGACAAAAAUGGUGUGACAACCGUCUCAUCUUCAACCAAUGUGAGACAUGAUGCCAGAGCUGAAAAAUGGAAAGAGAAACCUGGGGAAAAGUCAUUUGUCAGAGAGGCUGAAAGACCACAUUCUAGCUCUAAAACAAAGGAGGAGGCCCUAGUGAAAAAUACUGGACAAGGACUGAGAUCCAAGGCCAGUCUUGCGCCAGUUUCUUACAGGGGGCAAGGAAGUGCCUGGACUCCCUCAGUAAAGGAGAAGAGUAAGACUGUUCAUCGACCUACAUCGAAGAGGUGAAGCAUUUUUUUGUGGCGUGCUCUCUUUCAGUGGCAGUGAAUGCAAUUUUCUGUAUGCAAACAGCAGCUAGGAUUUAUGAUAAAAGGUGAUGCUGGUCAGACUAAAUGGAGACGGGAAACUAUUUAGUUUGUAUCGCUACUACAUGUAUUGUAUUGCUGCUGUUUAGGAAUUGUACAGAGAUAGAUGUAGAGGCUGUUUUGUCCAGAAUAACUCGUUCUUAUACAAUUUUCGAAAUCCUGUAGUGAUUAAAGUAUAGUUCUAAUUGGAAUUCAUUCUUGCAAAAAAGCUUCAA